AUGAGGGAGGUCAGAACUGUGGUUUAUUCCCAGUUUUUGGAAUCCUAUAAGAGUGUUACAAUUGAAGCAAUGACUAAGGCAUUUGGAGUUACGGUGAAGUUUAUUGAUUUGGAGCUCUCGCAUUUUGUUCUUGAGACCAAUCGACCAGAUGCAAAGAAUGCUCUUUACCAAGCAACUAUCAAGCAAGGAGACUUCCCAUUAAACCGGAUCCAGAAGCUGUCUCGUGUGAUUGAUUUCACAGACACACAUAAAAGAGAGCUGAUUAAGAUUCAGUGGCAGCCACCUCCUCCAGGAGCUGUCAAAUUAAAUUUUGAUGGAGCUGUAUUUGAAUCUCUGAAAGCUAUUGGUAUCGGUGUAAUAAUUUAUGAUCAAGCCAGUAAAGUCGGAGCAGCUAUUAGUCGAAAAGAGAGCAUGUUUGGCAAUCCAGAAGAGAUUAGAGCAGUAAGAAGAGCUAUAGGUUUAGCAGAGGAUAUGGGCAUUACAAGAUUAAUACUUGAAGGUGACUCAAUUAAUGUGCCAAAAGCAAUUCACAGAGUAGAUGAGAAUUUAUCAGGAUUGGUUCAUAUAGUGGAGGAGAUACAAACCAAGCUCUUGAACUUUGAAUUUUGGGAGGUCAAAUAUGAAACUAGGGAGGGUAAUCAAGGUGCAGAUAAAAUAGAAAAAGAUAACAAUGUGUGUGAGACUGUAUCUGUGUAG
Messenger RNA from Quercus robur (English oak), 696 nucleotides. RefSeq lists its product as uncharacterized. The transcript has 3 exons. The coding region runs from base 1 to 696 and encodes 231 amino acids. Gene Ontology annotation, molecular function: nucleic acid binding; RNA-DNA hybrid ribonuclease activity. NCBI's taxonomy places the organism in Eukaryota, Viridiplantae, Streptophyta, Magnoliopsida, Fagales, Fagaceae. The record is from RefSeq and is a predicted model, not a curated record.